Molecule: messenger RNA, 780 nt
Organism: Cooperia oncophora
Lineage: Eukaryota; Metazoa; Nematoda; Chromadorea; Rhabditida; Trichostrongylidae
Source: the annotation of a GenBank genome assembly
AUGGCUAUUGCUGGCGAUUUCGGAAAGGUGUUCACCAUCGGUGGUGUGUUCCGAGCUGAAGAUUCUAACACUCAUCGACACAUGACAGAGUUUGUGGGACUUGAUCUGGAGAUGGCCUUCAACUUCCAUUAUCAUGAGGUUUGUUGCUUGUUCGACUUUUGUGGUUGGAAUAAUCGUGAGAUCGAGAACCGUUCUCUUCAUCCUGAAACAUAUUCAAUAGAGCUACAAAGAGACUAUGCAGCUGAAAUUGAAGCGGUGGGGCGACAAUAUCCUGCGGAACCUUUCGAAUUUUGUGAGCCGGCACUCAUUCUGAAAUAUCCAGAUGCAGUGAAAAUGUUGCGUGAGGAUGGUGUUGAAAUGGGCGAUGAGGAUGAUCUUAGCACCCCUGUGGAGAAGCAACUAGGACGUCUCGUCAAGGAGAAGUACAAAACAGAUUUCUUCAUUCUGGAUAAGUUCCCCCUAGCUGUACGUCCGUUCUAUACUAUGCCAGAUCCUCAUGACGCUAGGUAUUCCAACAGCUACGACAUGUUCAUGAGAGGUGAAGAGAUUCUCUCUGGAGCCCAACGAAUACACGAUGCAGACUUCCUCGUUGAACGAGCUAAGCAUCACAAUAUUGAACUAGAGAAGAUCCAGGCCUAUAUUGAUUCAUUCAAAUACGGAUGUCCACCACACGCUGGCGGUGGAAUUGGUCUCGAGCGAGUGACGAUGCUAUUUCUGGGCUUGCACAACAUCCGUCUCGCUUCGAUGUUCCCUCGUGAUCCUAAAAGGAUUACACCUUGA